AAACUACUGCUCCUACUGCUAGGCGAUGGCUCUCUCAUGUCGGACCAAGAAACCUACCAUGUCGCAUUUUGGGGUUAAUUGCGGAGCAAAUUAUCCGAAGUUUAAAAGUUCACUUGACAAGGACACAGGAGUGGUCCGGGUCUCGAUCCCCAACCCUGUGAGACCUGAAUCCCAGGAGGACUUCCUGGUGUGUCCGAAGACCUGGGACAUGGCGGCCGCCAACGUGGUCUGCAAGAGGCACGGGAACCCACUAGGUGCAGAGGCUGCUGAUUCGGUGUCUUUCAGUAACCUGACAACCAGCCGUGACAACAAGCCGUUACCGAGCAGCUGCGUCAGCAUCUAUUGCCAAGGUUACGAGACUUCGCUCGCUGAGUGUGAAAUCUCCAACAAGGAGACGAACAUGACGAGCGUCGCCACGGCAACCUGUUAUAAACAACCAACAGGUCAGUAUGUACUGUAG
This is a messenger RNA of Etheostoma cragini (Arkansas darter), 460 nucleotides long. RefSeq names its product complement factor I-like. Gene Ontology annotation, cellular component: membrane. Lineage: Eukaryota; Metazoa; Chordata; Actinopteri; Perciformes; Percidae. Bases 26 to 460 code for a protein of 144 amino acids. The transcript has 5 exons. The record is from RefSeq and is a predicted model, not a curated record.